Molecule: messenger RNA, 6262 nt
Organism: Chrysemys picta bellii (western painted turtle)
Lineage: Eukaryota; Metazoa; Chordata; Testudines; Emydidae
Gene: IQGAP2
Product: IQ motif containing GTPase activating protein 2
Biological process (GO): regulation of GTPase activity; mitotic actomyosin contractile ring assembly actin filament organization
Cellular component (GO): cell cortex
Molecular function (GO): GTPase activator activity; calmodulin binding; actin filament binding
Source: RefSeq, a predicted model, not a curated record
AGGGCGCUGAGUAAGCGCACAGAGCAGCCUGGGCAGGAGGGAGGGUGCACCCAGGUGAAGGGCCGGCCCCCUCCGCAGAGAGAGAGAGAGAGCAAAUCAGAGAGGGGGAGGGAGCGGAUAAGACAGCGGCGGCCAGGCACCAGGAAGGGCUGAAGUUGCACCGAGUAGCCUGCGCGCCCGAAGUUUGGGAGGCUGUGGCGGGACUAGACACAAGCCCAGCCUGAGUUUGCGGGGGAGCGGGGCCAGGCAGGCUCCAGCUGCAGGAGGGGGCAGGGCCGCAGUGGGGCAGCAGCUUCCCCUCUCACCCCCCCCCCAGGCCGUGGGCGCGGAGCGGCGGGUUGCGUGCCAGCACCGCGCGCCCCGGGGCAGCGCGGCAGAAGCGCCCCUGUAGGCUCCCCCGGCGUGUGUGGGAGCAGCCUCCAGGAUGUACCAUGAGGAGCUGCAGAGACCCCGCUAUGGCUCUAUUGUGGAUGAUGAAAGGCUUUCAGCAGAAGAAAUGGAUGAGCGGAGGCGUCAGAACAUUGCUUAUGAGUAUUUAUGCCAUCUAGAGGAAGCAAAAAGGUGGAUGGAGGUCUGUUUGGUUGAAGAACUGCCACCCACUACUGAAUUGGAAGAAGGGUUAAGAAAUGGAGUUUACCUGGCCAAACUAGCAAAGUUCUUUGCCCCUAAAAUGGUCUCUGAGAAGAAAAUCUAUGAUGUGGAACAGACACGAUAUAAGAGAUCGGGCCUUCAUUUUCGACACACGGAUAAUACUGUGCAGUGGCUAAGGGCAAUGGAAUCCAUUGGUCUACCUAAGAUCUUUUAUCCAGAGACUACAGAUGUCUAUGAUAGGAAAAACAUACCUAAAAUGAUAUACUGCAUUCAUGCACUAAGUUUAUAUCUGUUCAAACUAGGUAUAGCACCACAGAUCCAGGAUUUACUGGGAAAAGUAGACUUUACAGAGGAGGAAAUCAGUAACAUGCGAAAGGAGUUGGAGAAAUAUGGUAUACAGAUGCCGGCUUUUAGCAAAAUUGGUGGUAUUCUGGCCAGUGAGUUAUCAGUGGAUGAAGCUGCAUUGCAUGCUGCAGUCAUUGCAAUUAAUGAAGCUAUUGAGAAGGGAGUAGCAGAUCAAACACUUAUAACUCUGAGAAACCCAAAUGCAAUGCUGAUGAAUGUGGCUGAGGACCUUGCACCAGAAUAUCAGAAAGAACUCCUGGAAGCUAAAAGAAGAAAAGAGGAGAAUGCAAGACUGAAGAAUGGCUCAAUUUCAGAAGAGGAAAGAGAUGUGUAUGAAGAAUUGCUGACCCAAGCCGAGAUCCAAGGCAAUAUCAAUAAGAUCAACAUUCAUGUAGCUUUAGUCCAAGUGAAUGAGGCUAUUGACAGGCAAGAUGAAGUGGCAUUGAUGGCAGGUUUGAACCGUCCUGCUUUGAGCUUGUCUGGAGUUCUGCAGCAAAAUUCCUCAUGGUACCUAGCACAAUUGUGUGACUGUAAAGAGCAGAGAAUGCAGCUAGCAGGGGUUCCAAUUUUGCUCGACAAAAGUGAGAUACAGAAAGAAGUUAGUGUUGCCAAUGAGGAAGCUGAGGCUCUCCAGUUUAAACUUGUAGCAGUUGAUCAUAUCAAUACUGCAAUUCGUAACUGUGAUGCUAAUAAAACAUUGGUUGCACUGAUGAAACCAGAGGCCCAGUUGCCUGUCGUUCACCCAUUUGCUGCUGCUGUCUAUCAGACUGAACUGUUCAACCUUCAGCAACAGAAUGCUGUGAGAUAUUUGGCACAUGAUGAACUGUCUAUUGCUGUGGAAAUGUUGUCAGCUGUUGUGUUACUAAACCAGGCCUUGGGAAGCAAAGACAUCCUGGCAAUAAAGAGUCAUCUCAGAAAUCCAUCCAUUGGCUUCAAUAAUCUGGAAGACGAAAACUUUCAACGUUAUGCUGACACACUCUUGUCUAUUAAGUCAGAGGCUUCAUCUCAAGGACAAGAUUAUUUAAGCUGGAAUGAUGUCCAGAAUUGUAUUGACAUGGUUAAUAUGCAAAUUCAAGAAGAAAAUGACAGAAUUGUUGCGAUUAGCUACAUUAAUGAAGCUAUUGACCAAGGCAAUCCUGAGAAAACUCUAGAAACACUGCUGUUGCCUACAGUCAAAUUGCACGAUGUGAACCCAACAAAUGCAAGGCAUUAUCAAGAUGUUCUGCACUAUGCCAAAGUGCAGAAAUGCAAGGAAUGUCAUGAUGAGUCCGCAGUUCUCUGGCUAGAUGAGAUACAAAAAGGAAUCAAUGAUGCUAAUAGGAAUAUAGAAAAAGCAGCAAAUUUGGCUCUUGGAACCUCAAUGAUUAACAAGUGUUUGGAAAAGCAUGAUUCGCAACCAGUCCUGGAUAUAUUGCAGUCUCCUAAGUUUGGUGUAAGAGUUGUUCCAGAAUGUGCUGAAACUUAUUACAAGAACCUUUUAGAAGCCAAGAAUUUAAAAACCAAAGAAGAUUCUAGUGAAGGUCCAUGGCUCAAACUUAUAAUGAAGAACAGAUAUGAUUAUUAUUAUAAUGUGGAAACUGGAGAAAGUACCUUUGUUCCUCCUGAAGGGUUCAUACCAAAAACUUCUUGGCUAACCAGUGAAGAAAUACAGACUAUUGUUGGGCAAGUUACAGCAGAUUACAAUCGAGAGCAGCUGUGGUUUGCUAAUGAAAACCUGAUUCUUCAGCUGCAAGCCCUAGCAAGGGGAUUCCUAGUCAGAAAAAGUUAUGAGGAGAGAAAAGGAUUCCUCCAAAAACAGGAACCAUCUGUGAUCAAAAUACAGGCUUCCUGGAAGGGAUAUAAACAAAGGAAAAGCUACACUGACAGGUUGCGGGUGCUUCAAGGCAAUGUUGCUGCUAUCGUCAAGAUUCAGUCAUGGGUCAAAAUGUGGCUAGCGAGGAAGGCUUACAAGAAACGGCUGCAGUAUUUCAAGGAUCACAAUGAAGAAAUUGUGAAAAUACAAGCAUUUCUUAGGGCAAACAAAGCUAGGGAUGACUACAGAACACUAAUUGGUGCUGAAAAUCCACCCUUGAACGUCUUGCGUAAAUUUGCUUACCUCCUGGACCAAAGUGACUUAGACUUUCAGGAAGAACUAGAAGUAACAAGGUUAAGGGAGGAGGUGGUUACAAAAAUCCGAUCCAAUCAACAGCUGGAGAAAGACUUGAACUUGAUGGAUAUAAAGAUUGGGCUACUGGUGAAGAACAGGAUCUCUCUACAGGAUGUGGUCCUGCACAGCAAGAAGCUAAACAAAAAAAGCAAAAAUCAGGUGGAAGAGAUGGUGACAGGUGACAAACAGGGCAUCAAAGGCUUGAGCAAAGAGAGGAGAAAACAGCUGGAAUCCUAUCAACACCUGUUUUACCUUUUGCAAACUAAUCCCAUGUAUCUGGCUAAGCUGAUUUUCCAGAUGCCUCAGAACAAGUCAACAAAGUUCAUGGAUACAGUCAUUUUUACUCUGUACAACUAUGCUUCCAAUCAGCGAGAAGAAUACCUGCUUCUCAAGCUCUUUAAAACUGCUCUAGAAGAGGAGAUAAAUUCCAAAGUAGACCAGAUACAGGAUAUAGUCACUGGAAACCCUACUGUCAUUAAGAUGGUUGUCAGCUUUAAUCGAGGUGCUCGUGGACAGAACACGCUGCGUCAGCUGUUGGCCCCAGUGGUGAAGGAAAUCAUGGAUGACAAAUCCCUCCUCAUCAACACCAGCCCCGUGGAAGUGUACAAGGCAUGGGUAAACCAGUUGGAAAUGCAGACUGGAGAGGCCAGUAAAUUGCCGUACGAUGUAACAACUGAACAAGCAUUAGAACAUCCGGAAGUGAUAAAUAGACUGGAGUCCUCCAUUCAAAGCUUGAGAACAGUAACUGAUAAAGUCCUUGUGUCCAUAUUCUCAUCGCUCAGUAUGAUGCCUUAUGGAAUGAGGUAUAUAGCCAAAGUUCUGAAGAAUUCGCUCCAUGAGAAAUUCCCAGAUGCAACUGAAGAUGAACUAUUAAAGAUUGUUGGAAACCUCCUAUACUAUCGCUACAUGAACCCGGCCAUUGUUGCUCCUGAUGGUUUUGAUAUAAUUGACAUGACAGCUGGAGGCCAGAUACACUCUGACCAGAGGAGGAAUUUAGGGUGUGUGGCGAAAGUCCUUCAGCACGCUGCUUCUAACAAACUCUUUGAAGGAGAGAGUGCGCAUCUUUCAUCUAUGAAUACUUACCUGUCGCAGACGUAUCAGAAGUUCAGGAAUUUUUUUCAGAUAGCAUGUGAUGUUCCUGAGCCAGAGGAGAAAUUCAAUAUUGAUGAGUACUCUGAUAUGGUAACCCUCAGCAAACCUGUCAUAUACAUCUCCAUUGAAGAAAUCAUCAAUACCCAUUCACUGCUGUUAGAACACCAGGAUGCUCUUGCUCCUGAGAAGAAUGACCUACUGAAUGAAUUGCUGGAGGGGUUAGGGGCUGUUCCUGAUGUAGAGUCUUUCCUUGGGGAAGGAGCUGUUGAUCCCAAUGAUCCUAACAAGGAAAACACAUUGAGUCAGCUUGCAAAGACAGAGAUUUCACUCUCUUUGACCAGCAAAUAUGAGUUACAGGAAGGUGAAGAUCAAGAUCUCAAAGGGUUGAUGAUAAAGACAAAAAGACUUGUAGUUGAUGUGAUACGAACACAACCAGGAGAUACACUCUUAGAAAUCUUAGAAACACCAGCUUCUGCACAACAGGAAUCCGAGCACUUAAAAGUGGUAGAGAAACGUGCUAUCUUAGAUUCCAAAACUCCUGAGAAAAUGAAGCACAGUCAGUCUAUGCUUGAAGAUGGGCAGCUACCAAUAGCAAAAAAAAGGAAAAUACAAAGAAAUCUUCGCACAUUGGAACAGGCUGGAUUAGUGUCUUCAGCAAAUAAGUACCAAGAAAUCAUCAAUGAGAUUGCUAAGGACAUCCGAAAUCAAAGAAGAUACCGACAUCAUCGAAAAGCUGAAUUAGUGAAACUCCAACAGACUCUGUCUGCACUUCAAUCCAAGACAGCAUUUUAUGAAGAUCAAGUAAAUUAUUACAACACCUAUAUAAAAACCUGUUUAGACAACUUAACAAGAAAAAAUUCUCGGAGGUCAAUUAAAUUAGAUGGAAAAGUAGAAGAGAAGGGAAGCAAAAAACUUAAGCACACAUCACUAAAGUACACAGCAGCAAGACUACAUGAAAAAGGUGUCAUUCUAGAAAUUGAAGAUCUUCAAACCAACCAGUUUAAAAAUGUUAUGUUUGAUAUCACACCUGGUGAAGAAAUGGGUGACUUUGAAAUCAAAGCAAAAUUCUUGGGUGUUCAGAUGGAAAAAGUGGAACUCCAUUUCCAGGAUUUGCUUCAGAUGCAGUAUGAAGGUGUAGCUGUAAUGAAAAUGUUUGAUAAAGCUAAAGUGAAUGUAAACCUGCUCAUAUUCCUGUUGAACAAGAAAUUCUAUGGAAAAUGAAGAUGGCAGAUAUUGUGGACUCUGCAUCAAAUCAGUAGGAAUGUCUGUUCAGUAUUUUUGCUUUUAAACAUUUGUUUGCGGUUGCUAUCAUUGGACAUUGUUUUUGAUGUCAAAAAAAGACCAAACUGUUCAGAAGAAUAUACUUACGUGCCUUUUUCAUCAUUUGAUACUGCAGUAGUAAAUUAGAAAAUAGAUUAAUUUAAACAUUUCCAGAUUUCACUGUGGUGUUGGAACUUUGAUUGGAAAGUAUGUCAUUAUUUAGUGACACUCAGCUAUUUCGGGGCCAGAGGGGAGGGCUGGUUUUUAAAGUAGACAGAAAAUAAAUUUAGUUCAAUGACAUAAAUAUAGACACUUCUUCCUGUGAAAACAUUUAUAUUUUUAAAUGAUCCAAGUUACAUAAUAUAGUUAUUAGACUUUUGAAGUAUUCUCUGAAAGAAAUCCUAAUUUGUUUCUAAGGGAUAUUUUUGGCAAAUAGUUAAAUGCUAAGCCUGUUUUCUGGCAGUUGUCAAUUGUAAAGCAAACACCUGUGCAAUUUGAAAUAAAAUUUUGUAGGUAAUUAUAAAGUUACAAUAACAUUUACUUGUACAAAAUAUAUUUUGUGAUUUAUUCCUACUAAAUAAAAAUGCACUACUGUCUCGGGUAAGUAAAACUUUCUACUCACAGCCUUUUAAUUUAAGGGGCAAGCUGAAUAUUGAUCGGUAGGUUUGGGGUUUUUUUUUAAUUACUUGAGGUAUUUGAAUACUUAAAUUGCGCCUGUCUGUCUUUUGUACGAAAAUAAAUAAAAUCAGUAAAUAAAUGCAAUAAAAUCAGUUUUUAAAUGUAUUCUUUGGAGAUUGUUCUAUGUAAAAUAAAUGUUACUUAAUUAUG